UGCAGAGCGGUGCGCGUGCUGAAGUCAGUGCGCGCCCCCGCGCUCUCUCAGGUGAAUGCGGUCAGCAAUGUGAGAGAGAGAGAGAGUGAGUGAGAGAGAGAGAGAGUGAGUGUGUGAGUGAGUGAGUGAGAGAGAGUGAGUGUGUGUGUGUGAGAGAGAGAGAGAGUGAGUGUGUGAGUGAGUGAGUGAGGAGAAAAUGCUGCUUCUCAGCCUGCAGGUUUUGUGCGCCGCGGCGGUGUGUGUGCUGUGUUCCGGCCAGCGGGUAUUUUUUGGAUGUGGAGCAAAGCUGGAUGUUGUGGAUGUACAGGGUCUCAUUCUGUCUCCUGGUUUUCCUCAUAAUUACUUGUCAGGGACGCACUGUGUCUGGCAGUUUUUUGUCCCCGUCGGUUAUCAGCUGACGAUGGAAAUGCUCGAUUUUGAUGUUUUUGAGAGUUCAGAGAGGAACUCGACCUCAUCAGCAGAGAUGAUCAUGAAUGAAAAUGGUGAAGAACAUCUCCUUACCAAAGGACUGACCAGGAGUCAACAUGUGUUAAAGGAUCAGUCCAUGGAAAUGAUGGAAAACAGAGAAGAAUCCAGCAGAAUGGAGUCUGAAGUGUUGAAUACGCUGAAACAGGUUUCUGAGCCUCUGUCCAAACCUCCAUUAUUGGAUAGAGAAAAAGAAAAGGCACAAAACUCCAUGUUUCCUUCAUCUUUAAAGGAUAAAAUGGACCACCUGCCUCCUUCCAGCAGCCCAGCAUCCAUCAUCGAGGACGAGCCUGAAACCCUGCAGCCAGUGAAGGAUGCAUGUCCGAAUGACGUCCUGUACAUCACAGAUCUCGUCACAUUUUCAUCACGGUUUUGUGGCUCCAAGUGUCCGCCUGACAAUCAGCUGGUGUUUGGAUCUGACAUUGAGAUGGUUGAGGUGAUAAUGGAGCUCAUCACAAACACGCACUGGGGUCGAGGAUUUGCGCUGAUCUACCGUUAUCACAAUCGAACCACCGAGGCAGCAAUCCAGGUCGGGAGUCAGAGGUCAUCAGUGCCCCCUGUUGGCACAGAUGCACUGCUUGCUGCUUUUAGCGUCACUGCUUUAUUCACUGUGAGUCUUCUGAUCGCCCUCUGUGUGACUCGGAGACCAAAACUGUGUGCGAAAGAAUCGACCGUGACGUCGUCUGUCACCUCUGAGGUCCCAGUUCAGAACUUGCACACUGAUGGCAGUGAACUUCAGCUGGUUACUGCGAAUCGCCCUGAACAAGAACUCGACAAAAAUGACAAAGCCCUCACCUUCCCUCGCACAGGUAACAUCCCAGAAUGCAGAACUUCCCAAAAUGCGGAGUGUUCUAAUGGAUUGAUGGAGAUGGAAUUGGGAACAGAUGAAGUGUUUGUGAUCUCAAACACAGACACAACAUCGUUUUCACCUUCCACGCACCGUGAACGUUUUCUGCGAUGCAGUGACACGGGAUGUGUGCAGCCCUCUGAUUGGAUCCCUCAAAGCGAGCCCUCCAACUGGCUGAAUCAGGGUAGCCAUGUUGGAUCAGUACGUUCUCGAGCGUGGAGCCUCCGAACCUUCCACGACUCCCCACUUCCUCUUCCUAAAUUAAACAGGAAGUGGUGCAGCUGGAAAUUAACGAGCCCCUUCACCAAACUCGUGGACACUGUUUCUCCAGGUUCUGUGGUGGACGACGGUGAUGGUGUGACAGUUCCCUCAACUCAGUGGCAGCGGCACUACAGCGUAUCACGAUUGCACACAUCUCAGCAGAUCUGUGAGCCCGAUGGUGCCCUCUGUGGCCUGGAGCAGGGAGUGGGGGUUAAAAUCUGUGAAUUCUCUACUGAUGAUCAUAACCUGUCCAUCCCUGUGUUCGCCAUUUCAGAAGAUGACGAUCGAGAGCCUCUGGUUUCAGCCAAACAUCAAAACCAAGUAAAAAACAACGAGAUGGAGAAUCACGAGUCCUUUCCUUCAUUAGGCUCCUCCCAUUUGGCUUUUAUGGAUGAGGAAUCAGCUGUUUUGAACAUGUCCAAUAAGAUCCAGCAUCCCUCGCUGAGUCAUGUGACUGUGCCGUGUGACUCUUUAGGGAAGGACAUGUGAUGAAUCAAACCGCAUACCAUCAUACUGAGUAGCGUGUUAUCUGUUUUACACACACUUUAGUGAGCAGCACUAUGUCCAUUUAAAGGUGCAGUAUGAUGAAAGUCUUAAUAUAAUUUAUUUAAAUGUCAUAAUUGAUUGUGUAAUACAUAGAACACUUUAUUGGGACGGUGUGGAAAAUGCAAAUAAAAAAUAAAGCAUUGAUUUGUAAAUGUACUUUGACUUGUAUUUCAUUGCAGACAGAAUGAAUAUUUCAUGUUUUGUUGGUCAACUUUGUUUCAUUUGUUAAUAUCCAUCCAUUCCUGAGCUUCAGUCCUGCAACACAUUCCAAAACAAGUUGGGAGGGGGACAUUUAGGGCGAGUAAUGAGGUACAACAAUUAAAUAAUGAUAUGAUGUGAAGCAGGUGAUGUCAACAGGUGACUGUAAUCAUGAAUUGGUACAAAAUCAGUCUCCAGGAAAGGCCGAGUCUUUACUCCUCAAAGACGGACCGAGGAUCUCCAGUUUAUCAACAAAUGUGUGAGAAAAUUGAAAAUUAUUGAAAAGUUUAAAACCAAUGUUCUUCAAAGAAUGAUGGGAAGGGAUUUGGAUAUUUCACCCUCUGUGGAGCGUAAUGAUUCAAGGAAUCUGGAGGAAUUUUGGUGAGUAAAGGGCUCAAGCCGAAUCUGAACCCCCGUGAUCUCCGAUCCCUCAGACGGCAUCAAGAACCGUCAUUCAUCUACAGCUGAUAGAACCACAUGGGCUUGAUGACGAGCUUCAAGAUGACGUCUUUUCCAGGGAGAUUUCAACAAGACAAUGCAAAACCACAUUCUGCUCACAUUACAAAGGCGUGGCUGUGGGAGAAGAGGGCGUGUCCCCUCUGUCCCCAAUAGAGAAUGUGUGGAGAAUUUAGAAAUGAAAAAUAUGACAGUGGCGACCCCGAACUGUUCCGCACCUUCAGACCUGUUUACAGGAAGAACGGGACAAAAAUAACACCUGAGACACUUCAUCACUCGGAGUCUUCAGUCCAUAAACAGCUUUUAAGUGUCGGGAGAAGGAACGGGAGCGUUAUAAACAUUAUAAAGUGGGAAAUGCUUUACUGUCCCAGUGUUUUUUGAAAUGGGUUGCAAGAAUCAGAAUUGAAAUGUGUUUAUUUUGAAAAAAACAAAAUUGAUGAAGUAAAACAUCAGAUAAUGUGCUGUUGUAUUGGUGUGAGUGUAAUACGGGUCAAAGAUUAUUUACAAAUCACUGUUUUCAGUUUUAAUUUCAAUUUUCAGCUCAGCAUACCGUCCCGACUGUUUCUGAUUUGGAGUUAUGUUACUGACCCUCCACUGAUCUGUACUGAUAAUCGAUUAUUUCAUGUGUAUCGUGUGUCCUUUAACAUUAUUGGUAUAAUGCACACUUUAAACUAUGAUGACUUUCCCUUGUUUGCUUCACUUGUUCGUACUGCUCUAAAAAGUGUGCGUUUGUUGGUAUUUUUAUGCAUUCUCUGGAUUAUUAAUGCUGCUAAAUAUUUCUCUCUGUCGUGGUGUAAGCGGAGCGAGUACUGCGCUGUUAUGGAUUAUGUUUUUGUAAAUGUGUUUAUGCAGCAUUUUCCUGCACAGGAUUUGGGGGGUGUCGUAUUUGUAAAUGCACGAACGGUGAUGAUGUUCUCCUGCAGGCAGUACAUUUAUAAAGGGAAAAAUGAUUGUUGUAACAAAAAAAGAUAAAAAUAAGAAAUGCAGUAACUAACAUCAGUAUAAAUAAAA
Molecule: messenger RNA, 3784 nt
Organism: Neoarius graeffei (lesser salmon catfish)
Lineage: Eukaryota; Metazoa; Chordata; Actinopteri; Siluriformes; Ariidae
Exons: 7
Coding region: 197-2062 (621 amino acids)
Source: RefSeq, a predicted model, not a curated record